CACCUCCUCGGCGCUUCUCGUGCGCGUCCUUUAACAUAUCUGCGCUCUCCGGCUGAAGGCAGUCACAGCGCGCAUCACAACGCGAGCGCAUCGGAGCUUUGCGUGUAGAGCACGUUUGUAUUUUAUUUACCUGUCCGACCCUUUUUUUGUCCCCUUUCUCCUCGUGUGUGAUGCAGGCAAUAUUAUGGGAUUAUUGCAAUGAAAAUUCACAUCGCAGAGAGCUUUGCCACUUCGAUGCCAGUGAGGCAAACUUGAGGAAUAUUUGGAGAUGAAGAAGAUGAAUCUGCCUUAGACGCUGAAAUACUUUGGUCCGCACAGAAGUGGCGCAUUUUGUGGAUAGUGAGAUUAAAUCCAGUUGCAGGUGUGAUGCCAUAAUCCUUGCGAGACAGUGAGGUAACAUGGACUCCUGGAUCUUCCCAUCGUCCCCUCCGAACCUGUCGGAGCACCUCAUGUAUGACAGCUUCAUGCAGGGCAAUGAGUCCGACUUCCAUGGGAACCACACGUACCACAGCUUCAACAAAACCAGCACGGUGGUCAUCACCUGCAUGUACUUUCUGGUUUGCACCGUGGGGCUCUGCGGAAAUGCCCUCGUCAUCUACGUCAUCCUGCGCUACGCCAAGAUGAAGACAGUUACCAAUAUCUACAUCCUCAAUCUAGCAGUGGCUGAUGUGCUCUUCAUGCUGGGCCUGCCGUUCAUCGCCAUCCAGCUGGCGCUGGUCCACUGGCCGUUCGGCCCCGUGCUCUGCAGGGUAGUGAUGACCGUCGACUCCCUGAACCAGUUCACAUCCAUCUUCUGCCUGAUGGUCAUGAGCAUUGACCGCUACCUGGCUGUGGUGCAUCCCAUUAAGUCCACAAAGUGGCGCAAACCACGCAUGGCCAAGACGAUCAACUUGGCAGUGUGGGGGGUGUCGCUGAUGGUUAACCUGCCCAUCGUUAUCUACAGCGGAGUCAUCACAAAGCACGACGGCUGCUUCUGCACCAUCGUGUGGCCUGAGCCUCAAGAGGCCUACUACACAGCGUUUAUGUUCUACACCUUCAUCCUGGGCUUCUUCCUGCCCCUCAUGGUCAUCUGCCUUUGCUACUUGUUCAUCAUCUUUAAGGUGAAGUCCUCAGGCAUCCGUGUGGGCUCCUCCAAGAGGAAGCGCUCAGAGAGGAAGGUGACUCGGAUGGUGUCCAUCGUGGUGGCGGUGUUCGUCUUCUGCUGGCUGCCUUUCUACGUCUUCAACGUCACCUCGGUGACGGGAACCAUCAGCACCACUCCCAUCCUGAGGAGCACCUUUGCUUUCGUGGUGGUUCUGGGAUACGCCAACAGCUGCGCCAACCCCAUCCUCUACGCCUUCCUGUCGGAGAACUUCAAGAAGAGUUUCCAGAAUGUUCUGUGUCUAAAGAAGGUGGGUGGGCUGGAUGAGGUCGAUCGCAGCGAUAGCCGGCAGGAUAAGUCUCGCAUGAUGAACGACCCCACGGAGACCCAAAGCACCCUGCUGAAUGGGGACCUGCAGACCAGCAUCUGAGAGGAAGACGACCUGACUCAGAUACACACAUACACUCAUUCAGACAGCCAUAUAUCUGAAACAAAUAACACAACAUCUCUAAGGUCACAUCAGAGGGAAGGAGAGGACAUUAUUAAAUAUUAAACAAGGUGUUCACAGAGGAACUUGUCCGUUGCUAAGGAGGACUAAGCACCAGCAGAAUGUUGAACUGCAGUGUGACACAUUGGAUUUCCCUGGCUGUAAACAAAUCCAUUAUAACACAAUUAGAAGUUCACACAACCGUUUGCUCUGUGGUGUAAAUGACAAUAAAAUCUAUUUGACUGUUUGUGUUUGACUGUGUGUAUUGACUCUGGGGCGAGGUAGAAUGGAUGCUAACGCCCACUUGCAAAUGCUCCCCUGGGUGGCAUGAAUUUUCCCUGGAGACCCAGGAUUAUAUACAGAGAGUUUACAGAGGAGGGUCUGUGCCAAGUUUCCACAGUGCUGUAUUGUGUAAAAUUACAUAACAGUGUGCUCAUAUGCUGUAAAAUACAUACCACGACAUGCUGUUAUUAAACCUGGCAACCCUAUCACUCCUGGACUUUUGUCCCGUCUGACUGUAAAUAACAGAAUAUGUGCAGAGACUGAAAAGACAGAUGAUUUUAUAUUCAGUGUCAGUUUUGAAACUCUAAAUCUGACUUGUGAAUAAGUAUAUUUUUCAGACGCGGAGCAUAAUGAAUGUCAGUGCCAUUGAUUCUUGUGUUUUGUAAUAUGUGGGACCAAUUUUACUUGUGCAGAAAUGUAUCAAGUGCAAAUGUGAAUAACAGUGUUCAGUCUGCAGGCAAAUAUUCCGUCCUGUGUCACUCGCUGCUUCUGUAUACAUGCAUAAUUUAUAUUAUAUCAAUGGUCCUGGCUCGAUAUACCAACGCCAGCCUCUAACCAAAGUGCUGCUAAGAUGUAUAGACGACAAUGUUGUAUAGUAUUAUGUAAAGUAAUGCCACUGUAUGCCUGUUUCUACCGGACUAAGCCGUUCUGUGUCAUGGCUCAUUUAUUAUUCUUUAUAUAUAUCAUGUUAUAGUGUUGCUGUCAUUGUUUGCAGAUGUUACAGUGGCUGCUUUUGUCAAAAAUGCCAGACUGCAUGAUUCUAAAUUAUUCAAUAUGAAUAUUGAGUAGUGGCUCUGCUUCAUGUUUUUGAUGUCAUCUGAGAGCAUGAAACCUGCUCAGAUUAGAUUUUGCAAAGGGUUAUUCUACUCCCCAGUAAAAGUGGAUGGGUCACUGGGAUUUAAACUGGAUUUAUAACAUACUGGUGUUUAAUUUCAAGGUGUUUUAUUGUGUUGUCUUCUCUGUUUCUCUAUUUUCUUUGACCUCGCAAAUACGAGCUGCCGUGCUGCCAGCCAUUGCAAGCUACUCCUAAACACUUUGUAUAAUAACACCGACCCAUCCUCUGUUUCUGUCUCCGGGUGUCCGAGUGACGUGAAUUUGUGAAGGGCUAGAACACUUAUUCCUCGAGAGGCUCUGGUGUUCCUUUAUCGUCAUCACUGUGCUGCUCCAGGAGUGCCACACUUCAUCCUGUGACUCCGUGUUUGUUGCUGUAGUCAGAUUACUUUCUAUUUAAGUUGUUAAACCUUUACCCUACAUGUGCAGGUUCCUUCAUACACACCAAAGCCAGCGACAGAUUAUGAUUAAUGUGCAAAGAAUCCUAAGCGUGUGUGUGUUGCAUUGAUCUAAACUCACCAGGCGGCCAGUCUCCAGCAAAAAUGUGAGGUAAAAUGUGUAUGAUAUGAAUAUAUAUACAACACAUACGUACAACUCAAAGUAGGUUUUCAUCCUCACAUGUCACACAGAGGCGCACACACACACGCACACACACACACACACACACACACACACACACACACACACACACACACACACGUUGUGAGCGCCAAGCCAUGACUAAUCAAAUUCCAUGUCCAAUCUCUCUCACUCUCUGCAGUAAUGCAGAAUUUGUCAGCGGGUCUGUAACAUCUUAUUACCACUGAAAGACAUGACACACCUCUAGUGUCGUAUAUUUCCAUAGCAACAGUGACCAAGAGUGUUAGUCCCAUGGUUAUACUAAUUAGCAUAAUAAUAAUAAUAGAGAAAGAUGUCUCUGGACAUGAAUUAUGAAUGUUGACAUUGCUCAGAUGGCUGAGAAAAAAAUAGGCAGCUGUGAAACCAAACACCUUCGUUCCAUAAAACCUGAUUGAAGUGUAUAGAAAUAAAAACUGAACACUUUGUGUUGUAGAAAAUCAUCCAGCUGUUGCAGAGAUGUUGUAGUAAUUAUGAUUCUGGCAGACUUUUCUUACAGUUAUGCUUAUGGGUUCAGCUUUUUUUUGUUUGUUUUGAAUAUCUGCAUUUCUUAGACUACACUGCAGAUUUUCUACAGCAUUGGUUUCAGUUUAGUGUUUUAUUUCUACGAUGAGCCUCAUUUUGUUGCUCGAAUGUCUCAUGAGCUUUGGAAAAUCUCACCACAGUUGUUCCAGGUUUUACUGUUUCUGUAGAAAGUUUAAAUGAAUGUAUGUUCUUCCAGUUUCUGUUCUGUUCAAUGAUAAUGAAACGCCGAGUUUGAUGGCGCAAACAUGGACUGUGUAUAGUUGUGUUGAAACUAAAUAAAGUAUGUAGCAUAGUAAGCAAGUGUUCCUUUAAUUAUUUGUGCAAUAUUCAUGAUAAAAGGGCUAAAAAUGCUAAAUAUUUAUAUAAAAAUGGUAAAAUCCUGUACAUUUACAUUUAAUUAUAUGAUUAUUUUAUUGCUACAUAUUAUUAUGAAGUAUGAAAACAGCUUUUUUUUUUGUAUACCUGCAUUGUAUUCAAUGCUGACUGCAGGUUUCAAUUUUUUUUUCUUCCAGACUUCCUCUGAGCUUCUCGGUUUGACCACAAAGUGGCGCCAUAAUCAAACACAUAACUAGAGCUGCUAUCAGGCCACAAACACUGAAGGUGAGAGUGCAUGUUUGCAAGUGUUGCACCAUACUCGGCUCAUCAUCUCUUGAUUUUCAAAAUAAAAUAAACUAAUAAAUAAAUUAAAUUCCUGUUUUCUUUACCACAAUGUCUUGCACACUACAGCACUUUACCUCUGGGACACCCAUAGUGCUAAUGAAUGGAAGAAAUGAGACAAAAGACAGGUACACAUUCCAGUUUUGUUCUGAGUUUAAUCACUGAAACGUAUAAUGAAGCUCUCCUCUUCCUUUUCGUUUCAGCUGCGUCCCUGAAUGUCCUUGGGUGGUCUUAACUGCUCCAUGAUACAUCAAAACCAAAGUGCGACCGUUUCACAAGUCUUUAAUUUUACUGUUUCGGAAAAACCUGCCGAUGCCCUCUAGCUGAGGUUCUGCAGCAGACCAAAGGAUAUGCAUGUUUGUUUUCAAUUACAGAGCAGCUAAACAACCAGGUGUUGUGGUGGGUUUUUUUUUUAAAUGUGGAAUUACUGUGAUAGGUUAGGGCCCUCAUCUUAUACAUGAGUGAAUUUUUUUUUUUCAUUAUUCUGUAUUUUUCUUUUAUACAUACACAAUCAGUGAUAUUCAAACAAAACAGACCACAACACCCUGAUGUGUAUGUGCAUUAUCUAAAGUCUGACUUGACAGCAUACUGAUUGAAUAGAGCACUGGGUUUACUGCACUGCAGAGGCAAGACACACCACGAACCACACCGGUCUACACCAGCCACACAGUUGCCAUGGAGAAGAUUAACACUGAUGGAUUCAGAGCCAGGCUGUGGUCGCACAGUGCCCAUAUACGUGCAAUGUGUUUUUACCCUCUAUGUAUCUCACAUGAUCGUCCCUCCCGUCCCCAGACUACAGAACAAAAAUCAUGAUGGGCAGCAGGCCUUGAGGCGUUACUGAGGGCAAUUUUUCACAUACUAUAAGAUCAUGAAAGCCCAGUCGCAUGCAGUGUUGUUAAACGGGCUUCUUUUUUUUUUCUUUGCACAGAGCAUUCAAGGUGUUGAAUGACGAGAGACCACAGCAUUCUCACAUAUCAUAGGACCUCAUCUGGAGUUCAUGUACUGAGUCUUCUCUUCAGAAUGCCGUACGAAACCCAAAGCUCACAUUCAACAUACAAUUCAUAAACAGCAAAGGGUGAGCCAAUUUAACCAUCACCAUCAUUAUACCAACAAUUCCACAAGAAUGAAAGUAUAAUACGUCCAAAAACAUUUCCAGUACCAGGACAGCGAGGGACAUAUGACUGUACUGAAAAUUGAAAAAAAAAAAAAAAAAAAAAAA
This is a messenger RNA of Epinephelus lanceolatus (giant grouper), 5697 nucleotides long. RefSeq names its product somatostatin receptor type 2-like. Gene Ontology annotation, molecular function: somatostatin receptor activity; neuropeptide binding. Lineage: Eukaryota; Metazoa; Chordata; Actinopteri; Perciformes; Serranidae. Gene Ontology annotation, biological process: neuropeptide signaling pathway; cellular response to estradiol stimulus; cellular response to glucocorticoid stimulus. The record is from RefSeq and is a predicted model, not a curated record. Gene Ontology annotation, cellular component: neuron projection; plasma membrane.